Molecule: messenger RNA, 1326 nt
Organism: Penicillium longicatenatum
Lineage: Eukaryota; Fungi; Ascomycota; Eurotiomycetes; Eurotiales; Aspergillaceae
Product: BCS1 and AAA domain-containing protein
Exons: 2
Coding region: 1-1326 (441 amino acids)
Biological process (GO): mitochondrial respiratory chain complex III assembly; protein insertion into mitochondrial inner membrane from matrix
Cellular component (GO): mitochondrial inner membrane
Molecular function (GO): ATP hydrolysis activity; ATP binding
Source: RefSeq, a predicted model, not a curated record
AUGUCUCUCUUAGACGUUUUCUUUCCGGGCCUCAGUAUGGUCUCUGCCUCCGCACAGCAUUUGUUUGCUGGAAACCUGGACAGUACCACUCGAUUCCUUUGCACCUUGGGAAUGUUCAUCCUCUUCGCCCGCUAUGCAAUCUGCUAUGCAUGGGAGGUAGUGAGAAAAUAUUUUACUUCCACGAUUUAUGUCUCAUACUACGAUGAAGCAUACGACAUGCUAGUUGAUUGGAUAGCCGAGCAACCGUUUGUCCACAAUGCCCAUUCAUUGAUUGCUCGUGUGAGAACCACACAGCGGCCAGGAAACAUUUACUCAACAAAGAAAAAGCCUGUGACCUUCUCCCCUUGGGAUGGAUCAUUCCUUUUCUGGUACAGGGGACACUUGCUCAUCCUUCACUGUGCAGUCAAAGAGCAUCGAGAAGACCUCCGUAUCUCCUCCAUUGGUCUCAAUGCCAAUAUCCUGAAAGCUUUGGUCGAAGAGUGCCGCGAAAAGUAUCUCAGGGACACCCAGCAAAAGAUUUCUGUAUUUGAGCAUCACGAAGGGGAGUGGAAGAAAGCCAGGCUAAGAUCCGUCCGACCGCUCUCCACAGUCAUUAUGGACGAACGGAUAAAGGAUGAUAUUUUAAGAGAUGUGGACGAAUUCCUCGAUCAAGACAUGCAAGCAUGGUACGCAGAAAGGGGCAUUCCGUACAAACGAGGCUACCUUCUUUUUGGGCCUCCUGGAACCGGGAAAUCCAGCUUCAGUUUAUCACUCGCGGGCAAGCACAAACUGGAUAUCUAUACGCUUCAAUUGUCAAACAUCUCCGACAGUACACUGAUGAGACUUUUUGCUGAGCUCCCGCCGCAUUGCAUUGUCCUCUUAGAGGACGUGGAUACCGCUGGAGUGGGACGCAGAGACAGCGUUGAUGCAACCCAGGAAAAUGAGUCAAAGUCAGCGGUCACCCUAUCCGGGCUUUUGAACGUGCUCGAUGGUGUCUCAUCCCAAGAAGGCCGCAUACUCAUCAUGACGACGAAUCAUAUCGACCAUUUGGAUGAAGCGCUUAUUCGACCUGGUCGCUCAGACAAGAAAAUUCAUUUCAAGCUCGCCGAUCAAACCAUCUCGAGCCAGCUCUUCCACACGGUCUUUAAACAGCUGCCGAAUCAAAAGCAAUGCAAUGAGGUGUAUGAUGAUGAGACAUUCAGUACCCUCGCUCAAGACUUUGCCAGCAAGGUGCCGGAGCAAGUGUUUAGCCCGGCAGAAGUUCUAUCAUUUCUUUUGGAGCGCAAGAAGUCACCUUCGGAUGCUGUUUCUUGCGUGGAGAGCUGGGUGGCCAAUACAAAGUAUUGA